AUGGACUUCUUCCAAUCACAAAACCAACAAAAACAGCACUUGCCAAAACACAGCAGCAACAACAAGAAGAAAAAGCUAACACAAGACCAAGUGAGGCUACUAGAGAGAACCUUCACAACCAACAAGAAGCUUGAGCCUGAGCUUAAAGUCCAACUUGCAAACCAUCUAGGGGUGCCACCAAGACAAAUUGCUAUUUGGUACCAAAACAAGAGAGCAAGAUGGAAGACACAGAGCCUUGAGCUUGAUUAUAAUACACUCCAAGUGAAACUAGAGAAUGCAUUAGCCGAUAGGAGGCGACUAGAAAGAGAAGUGGUGCAACUUCAAGAGGAGUUGAGGAGGGCUCAACAAGUGGUGUUCACUUUGAACCAAGGACCAGCAGCUCAACCUCCUGUUAAUGUUUCUUGUAACUCCUCUUGCGAUGAGGGAGGCAACUCUAGCUUGUAUGAGGAAGUGAAUGGUGAGGUUUUGCAACUGGAAGAUCUCUAUGCUUGUUUGUAUGGUGCUGGUGGAGAGGGCUUGGUUGAUGAUGGUCUCGAGCUAGUUAAUGGCGAUGGUUGGCCGGAUGAGAGCACAAAGGAGGUUGUUAUGGAAGGACUCUCGGUUGAGUGA
Messenger RNA from Dovyalis caffra, 609 nucleotides. The record is from the annotation of a GenBank genome assembly. NCBI's taxonomy places the organism in Eukaryota, Viridiplantae, Streptophyta, Magnoliopsida, Malpighiales, Salicaceae.